Molecule: messenger RNA, 2691 nt
Organism: Hirsutella rhossiliensis
Lineage: Eukaryota; Fungi; Ascomycota; Sordariomycetes; Hypocreales; Ophiocordycipitaceae
Product: tRNA synthetases class I (M) domain-containing protein
Exons: 7
Coding region: 1-2691 (896 amino acids)
Biological process (GO): methionyl-tRNA aminoacylation
Molecular function (GO): ATP binding; methionine-tRNA ligase activity; acyltransferase activity, transferring groups other than amino-acyl groups
Source: RefSeq, a predicted model, not a curated record
AUGCGGUCAGUCGCAUCGCACGCUCUCCGGGCGAUACCGCGUGCGCGGCCCAGCUGGACGUGUCCGGGCUGUCGGCCGCGCACCGUGCGCUGGAGCAGCUCCGACAGCUCUCCUGCGAAGCCAUACUACAUCACGACUCCCAUCUUUUACGUCAAUGCCUCUCCCCAUGUCGGGCACUUGUACUCCAUGGUCCUGGCCGACGUGCUGAAGCGAUGGCAGCAGAUCAACGGCAGGCAAGCCGUCCUGUGCACCGGCACCGACGAACACGGCAUGAAGAUACAGAAAGCCGCGGCAAAGGAGGGCAUGCAGCCCAGGGAGUUCUGCGACUUCAACUCCAGCAAGUUCAGGGCCCUGGCUGCAUCGGCAGACGUCCAGCACGACUUCUUCCUCCGCACCACCGACGACCAACACAAGGAGGCUGUCCAGCGCUUCUGGCUGCAGCUCAAGCACAGUCUCCCCGAAGACAGGGGCCUGUACAAGGGCACCCACAAAGGGUGGUACUGCGUCGACGACGAGUGCUUCUAUCCCGCCGACAUGGUCCAGGCCAGCAUGGUGCCGCAGACGGGGAGAAAAAUCAUGGUCAACGUCGAGACGGAAAACGAGGUCGAAUGGGUCGAGGAGGAGACUUGGUUCUUCCCCUUGGCCAAGUACAAGGGCGCCCUGCUCGAGUUUUACGACGCGAACCCCGACUGGAUCACCCCGGCGCACAAGAUGAAGGAAGUGCGCCACUGGGUCGAGAACCACCUCGAGGACCUGUCCAUCACCCGCCCAGCGUCGCGCCUCGGCUGGGGCAUUCCCGACCCGGAGGACGACGAGCAGACCAUUUACGUCUGGGUCGACGCGCUCAUCAACUACAUCACCAACGCCGGCUACGGGACCAAGUGGCACACGGCCAAGGAGGACAUGGGCCUGUGGCCGGCUGACUUGCAGGUCAUUGGCAAAGACAUUCUCCGCUUCCACGGUGUCUACUGGCCCGCGCUGCUCAUGGCCAUGGGGCUCCCGCUGCCCAAGAAGAUUCUCUGCCACAGCCACUGGACCAUGUCGAACCGCAAAAUGUCAAAGUCGCUCGGUAAUGUCGUCAACCCCUUUUUCGCCAUGCAGCGGUGGGACACGGACCCGCUGCGCUACUUUUUGAUGCGCAGCAGCAACUUCAGCAAGGACAUGAGCUACUCCAACCAGCUCAUCGGGCCCGUAUACGUCAAAGAGCUGCAGGCCAAUCUGGGCAACCUGUUCUACAGGAUUGCCAGGCCCAAGGUGACGGGCAAGUGGUCGACGCUCGAGGCCGUCUCGGCAUACCGAGACGGUGCCUUUGAUGAACUGCUGGAAUUUGAGAACAAGGACAGCGUGGGACAGCUCUACUUUAGGCUGGGGUCUUACCUCGAGAAGACGACGUGGGCGUUUAGCGCCGAGAUGGACAAGUUGAACACGGGCGGCGCCAUUCGAGAAGUGUUUGAGCUGCUUCGAGAGACAAACCGCUACAUUUCCGACACGGCGCCGUGGGACCUGGUCAAGGGUGCCGACCCCAAAGCACGCACGCUCCUGCACUGGGUCAUCUUCAACGGUGCCGAGGCGUUGCGAAUUGCGGCCAUUCUGCUACAGCCCGUCAUGCCGACCAAGGCAGCCGUGCUUCUCGACGAGCUCGGGGUCAAGGCGGAGAGGCGGACGGUCGAGUACGCGCAUAUGGGCAAGGACACAGAGUACGGGACGUCGGCCAAGCCCGACGCGGACGGGGGCAGGAUCAAGAAAUGGGACACGGUCUUCCCGCCGACGCCAAACGAGAAUGACUCGGAUGCGCAGGUGGUGGAGAAUCUGAGGGCGUUGCUGCACCACAAGACGAGGAACAAGAUGAACCAGAUGGCCGAGAUGCUUGCCAUGGAGUCGCGGAUGGGCGAAGAGGAGGUGCAGAAGCUGCUGCUGCAGACGUACGGACCCAAGGAUGACUCGACGCCCGCAGAGGGUAGCAUGUCGUACUUGCUCUGCCGUGUGGGCGAUGAAAUGAGGCUCAACGAAAAGACGGCGGUUGCCACAAGCAAGGUGCUCCUGGUGCCAUAUCAAGAGCGCCAUGUGCUCAAGUACCACGGCUGGAUGCAGGACCCGAGCAUCCAAGCGGCGACGGCGUCGGAGCCCCUGAGCUUGCAGGAAGAGUACGAGAACCAGGCGUCGUGGCGGGCUGCGCGGGAUAAGCUGACGUUUAUCGUGUGCGCGCCGCUCGAGGACGUGGUGGCGGACGGGGAGUCGUCUGCGUCUGUGAGGGCGCAAGAGGGCGAUGCCGAGGACAGGACGAGGGGAGACGUCAACUUUUUCCUCUAUCCCGCCGACGACGAGGACGAGGACGAGAGGCCACAGGUCGACGUCAUGAUAGCCGAGAGGGAGCAUCGCGGCCGGGGCCUAGGUAGAGAGGCGGUCCGGGCCCUGCUGGCAUACCUGUGCCGGCACAAGGACGAGAUGCUGGCCCAGUACGAGCAGCAGCACCAGGACGACGAGGGGGCCAAGCUCAGGGGCGUCAUGGCCAAGAUCAAGCAGGGCAACGCGGGCAGCAGGGCUCUGUUCGACGGCCUCGGCUUCCGGCAGCAAGGCGGGGUGAAUUACUUUGGCGAGGUGACCAUGUUCAUGGCCUGGGCCGAGGUGGAAAGGCGGGUCAAGGAGGAGGAUGCGUGGCUGCGAGGUUAUCGAGAGAUGGCGUAUGAGUAG